Fusarium venenatum is the source of this 390-nucleotide messenger RNA. RefSeq names its product Endoribonuclease L-PSP/chorismate mutase-like protein. Lineage: Eukaryota; Fungi; Ascomycota; Sordariomycetes; Hypocreales; Nectriaceae. Gene Ontology annotation, cellular component: mitochondrion; cytosol. The record is from RefSeq and is a predicted model, not a curated record. Gene Ontology annotation, molecular function: deaminase activity.
AUGUCUUACCGAGAGCCCGUCUUUACCACCGCUUCCUGCGAGCCUCUCCCUCAAUUUUCCCAAGCUGUCAAGUACAAUGGCAUGGUGUAUUGCAGUGGUUCCAUUGGCAUCGACCCCAAGACUAACGACCUUGUUCCUGGUACGGCAACAGAUCGUGCACGCAUGGCGCUUCAAAACUUGAAGGCUGUGCUCGAAGCUGCAGGUAGCAGCAUGGAGCGUGUCAUCAAGGCAAACAUCUUUCUGGCGGACAUGAAGGAUUUUAACGCUAUCAACGUCGCAUGGGAUGAGUUCUUCCCUCAAGACCCUAAGCCUUGCCGUACUUGUGUUGCUGUCCACCAGCUGCCAUUGGAUACCGACGUUGAGAUUGAGAUGAUAGCAAGCUAUGACUAG